Messenger RNA from Pollicipes pollicipes, 2049 nucleotides. It is a transcript of the gene dgt1, whose product is annotated as KAT8 regulatory NSL complex subunit dim gamma-tubulin 1. Bases 144 to 1679 code for a protein of 511 amino acids. The transcript has 10 exons. NCBI's taxonomy places the organism in Eukaryota, Metazoa, Arthropoda, Thecostraca, Pollicipedomorpha, Pollicipedidae. The record is from RefSeq and is a predicted model, not a curated record. Gene Ontology annotation, cellular component: NSL complex.
UAGCUGCACCAUAUAUGAGUGUGCUGUGUCCGAUGCAAACCAUUUUGCAUUUUGCAAACCAUUAACAUGUACUUAUUGCAGCUUGGCCAGUGCACGCCACUGCACUUAGCAGUAAUACUAGAAAUGGAAAGCUUAGGCUAGAAAUGAAUAAAAUAAACAAAGAAGAAAUAUGCCAGGUUAUGAUGCCGAGGAUGCGCUCGUUGCGGGCGACCCGCUGUCGAACCCAGCCCGGUCAGACGACAGCCAACACGGUAUGCAGGUACCAGCACCACUUCUGUCAGAUGGAACGCCUGGAGGGCUUCUCGCUAUGCCAGAUGCACAUUCUGGAGGACCGGUCGGCAUCAUACCGGCCCUGCUCCUUCAUCUACGGCAACGGCAGGAAGUGCGGCGUGCCCGUGCCCAAGAAGGACAGCCAUCACCAGUGCGCCGAGCACCGGCGGCGCCUGAUGCUGGCCCGUGAGCGGUGCGAGCGCACCAAGCAGCCAGCCGAGUCGCUGGACACGCUGGCCGAGCAGCUGCAGGAGGGCCAGACGGCCGACCCGCAGACCUCAGGCGAGGCCUGGGAGGCGGCGCAGCGGCCGCUGCGGUACCGCUCCGACACGAGCUCGGACGAGGAAGAGGGCGACCGCGUAGUGGAGAGUCCGCUCGAGCAGGGUCUCAGCUCCGACGACGCCGACGUCGGGCUCAGCUCCGAAGACGACGACGACGACGACCUGCUCCGGCACGCCGGCGUCUACACCGACGAGGAGGUGGUCCGGCUGGCCGAGCAGAAGCUGCGCCGACUGCAGCGGCUCUACCGGGGCCAGUUCCAGCGGCUGCAGCACGUGCUGCAGACCAAGCGACGCGCCUACCUGAUAGAGGUCGCCCGUGAGAAGGAGACCAUGAAGAGCAUCAGCGGCGCGCCCCGCGAGGCGACCUCUGAGCAGCAGGCCUACAGCCGACUGCGCGCCUACGGCCACUACCAGAGGCCGGCCGGCAAGGACUAUCUCUUUUGGCACCACCGCAACGAGAAGCGUGCCGCCGAGGCGGGCGGUCCGGCGCGGACCCCGGCGUUCACGCGGUGCGCGCACGCCGAGGGACGGGUCCGCUGCGGCCAGCGCACCGUCCCGCUCAGCAAGUUCUGCCUCAAACACAUUCUGGAGGACCAGCACCAAGUGCUGUUUCGCCGGUGCGGCGACGGCGGUCCAGACGAGCCGUGCCAGACGCCGGUGGCCGCGCUCCGAACGGAGAGUCGCUGUCCACUGCACACUCUGCUGCCGGCCGAGGGCGCCGUCCGGCUGCCGCAGGUGCAAGACCCUGUGGAGGCCAUGUUCGGUCUGGCAGACGGCGACGACCUUCUGCUCGACGAGAGCCAGAGCUCCCUGGUGGCCAGCAUCGCGAACACGCUGAUGGCUUCCGCCGAAGCCCGGGCAGGUGGCGCCACCGAGCCGCCGCUGGGCGGCGCUGAUACUGUCGAGCCGUGCGAUCUCGUCUCCGCGGCGACCGCUGGGUCGGCGGGCGUCAAGUCGGACACCACGUCGGAGGUGGACGUGACCGGUGACACGAGGUCGGCGUCACCGUCGGACGCCGGCCAGGAGGGCGCGGGUGCGGAUCCGACGCAGCCCGGUGAAGCGGACGUGACGGGCGCCGCGGGGGACUGCGCCGGUCCAGAGAUGGUGGAGCAGGCGGCAGAGGAGUGAACGGUAUCUCGCCCCCGCCUUGUCAGGUGCGGAGGUUUGAGACUGGAGCAUUGGAAAUGCCGCUAAGUGUGAUAAGUGGUCGCAUAGAGUUCGAGGUUUUCGCGUUGUGGUAUAUUUCAUGUCAUCCGAAAGGUGUUCUCGUGUGAUGCAUUUGUAUACGCCAGUUGCGGGCGUACUUAUGACUUCACUGAGCAACAGCAGUAAGUGGUUGUUAUUUUUCUAACGUUGGCGUGGGUUUUAGGCUCGGAAAGUUGUUGCUCAUUCAUCUGUAUGUGGUCUGGAAAUAAAUUGAAUGGUGUGCUACCUGGCAAUUGCCUCGUGCUGCUACCACCCGCUGGGUUGCACAUAUCCAAUACAUUACCAGGUGACA